Molecule: messenger RNA, 3191 nt
Organism: Dama dama (fallow deer)
Lineage: Eukaryota; Metazoa; Chordata; Mammalia; Artiodactyla; Cervidae
Gene: PHF14
Product: PHD finger protein 14
Exons: 19
Coding region: 178-2991 (937 amino acids)
Biological process (GO): regulation of transcription by RNA polymerase II
Source: RefSeq, a predicted model, not a curated record
GGCGGGAGGGGAGCGGCGGGGCUGCACCUGGGGCGCCCCGGUCAGGUCCGCGCCGCCGCCUAUUUUUAAUAGCAUCUUUUGGACUUAUUUCCUUGGUCUCAGUCCUCGACCUCAGCGCUGCCUGUGCUAUCGCAGCCUCUCCCUAGGUCUCCUCCAAACGACCACCUCGGAUUCCUUAUGGAUCGCAGCUCCAAGAGGAGGCAGGUGAAGCCUUUGGCAGCUUCUCUGCUAGAAGCUCUCGAUUAUGAUAGUUCAGAUGACAGUGAUUUUAAAGUUGGAGAUGCUUCAGAUUCUGAAGGGAGUGGUAAUGGAAGUGAAGAUCCUUCAAAGGACAGUGGAGAAGGUUCCUGUAGUGAUUCUGAAGAAAAUAUUUUAGAGGAAGAACUGAAUGAAGACAUUAAAGUAAAAGAAGAACAACUUAAAAAUUCUGCAGAGGAAGAAGUACUGUCAUCAGAAAAACAGUUAAUUAAGGUGGAAAAGAAAGAGGAAGAAGAGAAUGGAGAAAGACCUAGAAAGAAAAAGGAAAAAGAGAAGGAGAAAGAAAAGGAAAAAGAGAAAGAGAAGGAGAAAGAAAAAGCAACAAUAUCUGAUAAUGUGGCGGCUGCUGCUGCUGCUUCCACCACGCCAGCCACAAGUCCUCCUGCUGCUAACACAUGUCCUUCAGUCCCCACUACCACAACUACUGAGGAGCAAGUCAGUGAGCCAAAAAAGUGGAACCUUCGUCGGAACCGACCACUUUUGGAUUUUGUGUCCAUGGAAGAGCUGAAUGACAUGGAUGACUAUGACAGUGAAGAUGACAAUGAUUGGCGACCCACUGUAGUAAAAAGAAAGGGAAGAUCUGCAUCUCAGAAGGAAGGAAGUGAUGGAGACAAUGAGGAUGACGAAGAUGAGGGGAGUGGGAGUGAUGAGGAUGAGAAUGAUGAAGGCAACGAUGAAGAUCAUAGCAGUCCUGCCAGUGAAGGGGGCUGCAAGAAGAAGAAGAGUAAAGUUCUUAGCAGAAACAGUGCUGAUGAUGAGGAACUGACCAAUGAUAGCCUGACACUAUCUCAGAGCAAGAGUAAUGAGGACUCGCUGAUUCUUGAGAAGAGUCAAAACUGGAGUUCUCAGAAAAUGGACCAUAUUCUGAUUUGCUGUGUUUGUCUUGGAGACAAUAGUGAGGAUGCGGAUGAAAUAAUUCAGUGCGACAAUUGUGGCGUUACCGUUCAUGAAGGUUGUUAUGGAGUUGAUGGAGAGAGUGACUCGAUUAUGAGUUCAGCUUCUGAAAACUCCACUGAACCUUGGUUUUGUGAUGCCUGUAAAUGUGGUGUUUCCCCUAGCUGUGAACUGUGUCCCAAUCAGGAUGGAAUUUUCAAGGAGACAGAUGCUGGAAGAUGGGUUCACAUCGUUUGUGCCCUGUACGUUCCUGGUGUAGCCUUUGGAGAUAUUGACAAAUUACGACCAGUAACACUAACAGAAAUGAACUAUUCCAAAUAUGGUGCCAAGGAGUGUAGCUUCUGUGAAGACCCUCGUUUUGCUCGAACUGGAGUUUGCAUUAGCUGUGAUGCAGGGAUGUGCAGAGCCUAUUUCCAUGUGACCUGUGCUCAGAAGGAAGGUCUGCUUUCAGAGGCAGCAGCAGAAGAGGAUAUAGCAGAUCCAUUUUUUGCUUAUUGUAAGCAACAUGCAGAUAGGUUAGACAGAAAGUGGAAGAGAAAAAACUACUUGGCUCUGCAAUCCUAUUGUAAAAUGUCUUUACAAGAGAGAGAGAAGCAGUUAUCACCAGAAGCACAGGCAAGGAUCAAUGCCCGGCUUCAGCAGUAUCGUGCCAAAGCAGAACUAGCUCGAUCCACCAGACCCCAGGCCUGGGUUCCGAGGGAAAAAUUGCCCAGACCACUCACUAGCAGUGCUUCAGCCAUUCGCAAACUUAUGCGGAAAGCAGAACUAAUGGGGAUCAGUACAGAUAUCUUCCCAGUGGACAAUUCAGAUACUAGUUCUAGUGUGGAUGGAAGGAGAAAGCAUAAGCAACCUGCUCUCACUGCUGAUUUUGUGAAUUAUUAUUUCGAGAGAAAUAUGCGCAUGAUUCAAAUUCAGGAGAAUAUGGCUGAACAAAAGAAUAUAAAGGAUAAAUUAGAGAAUGAACAAGAAAAGCUUCAUGUGGAAUAUAAUAAGCUCUGUGAAUCUUUAGAAGAACUACAAAACAUGAAUGGAAAACUUCGAAGUGAAGGACAAGGAAUAUGGGCCUUACUAGGCAGAAUCACAGGGCAGAAGUUGAAUAUACCGGCAAUUUUGCGAGCACCCAAGGAGAGAAAACCAAGUAAAAAAGAAGGAGGCACACAAAAGACAUCUACUCUUCCUGCAGUACUUUAUAGCUGUGGCAUUUGUAAGAAGAACCAUGAUCAGCAUCUUCUUUUAUUGUGUGAUACCUGUAAACUCCAUUACCAUCUUGGAUGUCUGGACCCUCCUCUUACGAGGAUGCCAAGAAAGACCAAAAACAGUUAUUGGCAGUGUUCUGAAUGUGACCAGGCAGGGAGCAGUGACAUGGAAGCAGAGAUGGCCAUGGAAACCUUACCAGAUGGGACCAAACGAUCAAGGAGGCAGAUUAAGGAACCAGUGAAAUUUGUUCCACAGGAUAUGCCUCCAGAACCCAAGAAGAUUCCAAUAAGAAACACGAGAACCAGAGGACGAAAACGAAGCUUCAUUCCUGAGGAAGAAAAACAUGAGGAAAGAGUUCCUAGAGAGAGAAGACAAAGGCAGUCUGUGUUACAAAAGAAGCCCAAGGCUGAAGAUUUACGAACUGAAUGUGCAACUUGCAAGGGAACUGGAGACAAUGAAAAUCUUGUCAGGUGUGAUGAAUGCAGACUGUGCUACCAUUUUGGUUGUUUGGAUCCUCCUUUGAAAAAAUCUCCUAAACAAACAGGCUAUGGAUGGAUAUGUCAGGAGUGUGAUUCUUCAUCUUCUAAGGAGCCUGCUAUGAAUUAUGAAGCCACCACUCAGAAUCGAAACUGUAGAAGAUGAAGAUGAAAAUGAAGCUGAAAGAAAAAAUAUAUCUCAGGAGCUCAGCAUGGAACAGAAAAAUUCAAAGAAAUAAAGGAUUUUCUGUAGUGUUUUGAGAAGUUUGCAACUUAUGUAGUAGCAGAUAAAAUUUCUAAGUGUAAAAUGUUAAACUGUAAAAUCUAAUUUGCAAAAUGUUCUCAAUAAAGUCGUUGAAAAUGAAA